UUUAUAUUUGUGUUUAUGUUGUCAGUUGUUUACCAAAAACAAACAUCAAUUGUUUCAAUUAUUAAAAAUGUACAGUUUAACUUAAAAAAAUGUUAAUUAAUGUUUGUAUGAUCAUGCAUAAGAGUUGAUUUUAUCUAACCAAUGAGAAUCUUGAACAGUUCUAUAAUUAAUUUUAAGGAAUUAUAUAUCGUCAUAACUGCAACAUUUGUUCAUUAUACAAUGAGCAUUGCCUUUCUUUGUUACAUAAAUAGAAAACGUUAGGUAAUUUAAUCCGCAAAGUGUGGGAAAGUCAUUGAGCAACUGUGAAUUGUUUGUUUCAUUAGGCAUGUGAUGUACUUAUUAUGGAGUUUUUUCUGAAAAUAGCUCUGGGUUUGUAAUCCUCAAGCUCCUCCCCAGUCUGCCUCAGUGGGAUAAAACCUGCAGGUGUCAGACCAUCUAGAAGCUCACCGCAUCUCCAGGAUGUUUCCUCUACAGUUCCUCUACAACUUCUUUUCCAUCGCUGUGGUCACAGACUUUGAAGAAAAGAAGAAGAAAGUGGUCCAACAUGACACCUCCAUGUACAAAAGAGGAGAUCUCCUAGAGGUCCCUCGAACUCUCUUCACACAUUUCGGAAUCUAUCUGGGGAACAACCGCGUGGCUCACCUCAUUCCUGAUAUCCUGCCGGUCUUGACCACCGACGAGAAGGCCAUUGAGAAAAUGGUGACUAACAACCGACUGAUUUUGGGUGUGAUAGCAAAAAAAGCAAGUGUCCGGGUGGACUCCUUGGAGGACUUUGCAUAUGGAGCAGAAAUUCUGGUCAACCACAUGGACAAGGUGUGCAGUCGGUCUCCGUUCGAGGGUGAGGAGGUGGCUCGGAGAGCCGAGAAGCUCUUGGGCACCGUGGUUUACAGUCUGCUUUGGUACAACUGCGAGCAUUACGUCAUGUACUGCAGAUAUGGCACCUGCAUGAGCUUUCAGACCUACCAGUUCUGCAAAGUCGUGCGCAAGACUGUGUGCAGCAAAACAAGCUCUCUUUUAAGCUUUUUGUUAUGCUUGUUCAUCAUGCUUUAUACGGGGUCUGUGUCCAUCUUUGGAAUUUUACCCACGUUUAUAAUCCCCUUCACUAUUUGGAUGGCAUCCUGAAAUGGAUAUUUGUUAGAUUUCUAUUUUUUUAUUUUAUUUUAUUUUAUUUUUUUACCAUUGUUCAUCAAUGAAUUAAAAAUAGUGGUUUAUUACCCUGGGGCACCUAUUGG
Molecule: messenger RNA, 1232 nt
Organism: Cyprinus carpio (common carp)
Lineage: Eukaryota; Metazoa; Chordata; Actinopteri; Cypriniformes; Cyprinidae
Gene: lratb.2
Product: lecithin retinol acyltransferase b, tandem duplicate 2
Biological process (GO): retinol metabolic process
Molecular function (GO): phosphatidylcholine-retinol O-acyltransferase activity
Source: RefSeq, a predicted model, not a curated record